Ramularia collo-cygni is the source of this 837-nucleotide messenger RNA. Its product is annotated as related to HAD superfamily hydrolase. Lineage: Eukaryota; Fungi; Ascomycota; Dothideomycetes; Mycosphaerellales; Mycosphaerellaceae. The coding region runs from base 1 to 837 and encodes 278 amino acids. The record is from RefSeq and is a predicted model, not a curated record. The transcript has a single exon. Gene Ontology annotation, molecular function: phosphatase activity.
AUGGAAACACCUCGGAUAGAAGCCUUUCUAUUCGACAUGGACGGUCUGUUACUAAACACAGAGGAUCUCAUCACCACCUGCAUCAACGUCAUCCUCCGCAACCACGGCAAACAGGACUUACCCUGGUCUGUAAAGGCACGGAUGCAAGGUCGCACGGCAGAGGAGAGCAACCACAUUCUUUUGAAUUGGGCACAGCUUCCUAUCGAUAAAGAUGAGUUCAAGGCACAAAUAAACGCGCUCCAUGGACGCAUAUUUCCGACUUCAGAACCCUUACCAGGAGUGCCCGCGUUACUACAGAAGCUAGAUUCACUCCCCAGCAAAAGCUUGGCAUUAGCGACCAGUUCGUCACAAGCCAAAUUCAUGUUGAAGACUGCGGGCUGUAAKGCCCUGUUCAGUUGCUUUCCCAACGACUGUCGGGUUAUGGGUGAUGACCCAAGAGUUGAAAACCACAAACCGGCACCUGACAUUUACAUUUGUGCACUUCGUUGUGUCAAUGACAAACGAGCAAGAGAGAAUAUCAAUCCCGACAUUCGUGCGGAGCAGUGCUUGGUCUUCGAGGACUCCAUCCAAGGAGUAGAUGCGGGAAGGCGUGCUGGAAUGCAAGUUGUGUGGUGUCCGCACCAAGGACUAUUACAUGAGCUUCUUCAAGGCGGUACCGAAAAUGACGAAGUUCGAGCGGACUUGCGAAGAGUCUUUAGCUUGGGAUCUGAUGCACAGCUACGCGGCCUCGAGGUUUCGCAGUUGGCAAGCCGUGUUCAUGAAUCAACUCAUGGUUGGGUCCGGUUGCUGACCACUUUGGAAGACUUUCCGUAUGUGCAGUACGGUCUGGAAGGAUGA